AUGUCCGAGGAUGAUACCUCCACCAAACUGAGGGAUACUGAUAUGCCCCCGUACUACUUUGACUACUACACCUCUCUGUCACAAAAAUCAUACAAGCUUUUUGAGACCGCGGCGGGUCCUAAAUCCUCGCUGGCAGACUCGUCAAGCGGCGUGGAGCCGAAGAUCGCCUUUGAUCUUGCCGAUCGCGUGGCCAAAAUGCACGAUAUCGACAUCGCCGCCCCGAUAAGAGAUCUGUUGGAGACCAACGGAAAGGAGAUCACCGCCCUGCUUCUCUCAAAGGAGCUUGCCUUGGGCAAAUACCUUCCCAGCGACGCAAGCCUAGAGGAGCGGUUGGACGCGGCAGUCAGGGUGGGUUUGGCAAUAGUGACCGAGGGGGUUACCAUCGCGCCACUGCAGGGAAUAUCCGAUGUCAGAAUAAGGCAGAACGCAGACAACACGGACUAUCUCUCCAUAUCCAUUGCUGGGCCGAUGCGCUCGGCGGGCGGUACAGAGUCUGCCGUCACAAUGCUGAUUGCCGAUCAUGUGAGAAAGGCCGUCGGCCUGUCGACAUACAAGGCAAACUCGUUUGAUGAUGAAACCGGACGCUUUGUCGAGGAGCUUAGAAUCUAUGAACGAGAGGCCAGUAACUUUCAGUACCACGUGCUAGACGAGGACAUAGUCCGAACAAUCUCCAACCUGCCAGUUGAGCUGGAUGGGGUGGAUACGGAUCCAUAUGAGGUUGUAAACCACAAGUCGAUGCGUCGGAUUAAAACAGACCGGGUUCGGGGCGGCGCCCUGCGCGUGCUCAACGACGGCCUGAUCGGCCGUGCCAAGAAACUCCUCAAGAGGGUAGAGGUAUACGAUCUAGACGGGUGGGAAUGGCUCAAAGACCUCAAGGGCGCCGUCCAGACCGGCGACAAGCAGGAAGAUGCAGCUACAAAGCGGAUGAGCGAGGUAAUUACCGGCCGUUCCGUGUUGUCCAUGCCAAAAAAACUGGGCGGAUUCCGGCUCAGAUAUGGCCGAGCUUGCAAUACGGGCUUUGCGGCUGUGGGGUUCCACCCCAUCAUAGGGGAGAUUCUUGACCACACGAUAACCGCGGGAACCCAAAUCAAGAUCGACAUACCCGGCAAGGGCGCCACCGUGGCGUUUGUGGACUCGCUGGAGACGCCCGUUGUGCGCCUUAGGGACGGAAGCGUCGUGAGGAUCAGGGACAUCAAGCACGGGCUUGAGCUAAAGGCCGACAUAGAAAAGAUACUCCACCUGGGGGACAUCUUGAUCUCCUUUGGCGACUUUCUUGAGAACAACGCGCAGCUGGUUCCGUCGGGGUACGUAGAGGAGUUCUGGAUCGAGGAGCUGAGACACAUCAUAAAAAACACCACAAGCCCCAUACCCGCACAGUUUCUACUGCGGGAGCCUGAUCUGGCCGAGUCGUUCCAACUGGCAGAAGACUUUGGCGUUCCCCUGCACCCAAAAUUCCUCUUUUACUGGGAUCAAAUUACAGCAGAUGAGUUUGGACUGAUCUUGGAGCCUACUAGCGCGCAAGAGAACACAAUCUGCUAUGAGAUGCGUUGCAAACCCGUGCUGGAGAAGAUGGGGGUGCCGCAUACAGUCUCUGACGGGCAGGCCGUCCUAAAGGGCAGCGAGGCCGAGAUAUUCCACAGGCUGCUGUUCAGGAACACAAUCGACACAAAAUCCGGCUCUGUUCUUGAGACCAUCUCAAGACACUCUGGAAUAAGGAUUCGGGCCAAAUUCUCCACUUCCAUCGGAGCGCGCAUAGGACGGCCCGAGAAGGCUUCCCCCCGGGUAAUGAAACCACCAAUCCACACACUCUUUCCGGUGGGGCACUGGGGCGGGGCCACCAGGAAUCUCAUCAAGGCAUCAAAUAACCCGGACUUUGCCACCAGAAUCUCAGACCGUACGUGUCCUAAAUGCGACUUUCCCUCCUUGGGCAUUAGGUGCUCAAAGUGCGGCAGCAAGACGCUGCUAAGGUACACAUGCCCGUCCUGCCAUAGCAAGCUGGACACAAGGUUCUGCCAAAGGUGCAAAAAGACCGCGAGAGGUUACGUGCACAAAAAAUUUCCAUUAAAGGAGAUGCUGUUUGAUGCCCAGAAGAGGACAGGGAUCCGUGCCCAGGAACCAUUCAAAGGCGUGAUGGAGAUGAUCAACCAAGACAAGAUCUCCGAACCUCUGGAGAAGGGACUUAUCAGACAGAGCAGGAACCUGACCGUCUUCAAGGACGGAACCGUAAGAUUUGACGCAACAAACUGUCCGCUGACCCACUUCAAACCCGCUUGGAUCGGAACACCGGUCUCAAAACUCAGGGAGCUUGGAUACCUGACAGACGCCGACGGUCAGCCUCUGGAGAGCCCCGAACAGACAGUGGAGCUGCUCAUGCAAGAUGUUGUCAUACCAUACACCGCCGGACGAUACCUGACCGAGGUCUGCAGAUACGUAGACCAGGAGCUUGAGCAUUUCUACGGGGGGCAGCCAUUCUACCACGUGAAAGGAACCGACGAUCUGGUGGGUCACCUCAUAAUCGGUCUGGCUCCCCACACCUCGGUGGGAAUAGUCGGGAGGGUUAUCGGGUUCGCAAACACACAAGUCUGCUUUGCAACACCCAACUGGCACUCGGCCAAGCGGCGGGACGCGGACGGCGACGCCGACUCGAUAAUGCUCCUGCUGGACACGCUGCUUAACUUCUCCCGCAGGUUUCUCUCAGACAAGAUCGGCGGCCUGAUGGACGCCCCGCUUCUGAUACAGCCGCUGGUCUUCCCUCACGAGUCACAGUCCCAGGCGCACAACCUUGAGGUAGUGCGACGCUACCCUCUGGAGUUCUUCGAGUCCACCAUGUCCGAACCCAGGGCCGCAGACAUCUCAUCGGUUGAGAUGAUUAAAUCAAGGCUGGAUACCUCCGAACAGUUCCACGGGUAUCACUUUACCCAUCCCACUUCAUCCCUUGUCACCUCCCAGUCCCGCAGCGCCUACUCGACGCUGAACUCCAUGCUCGACAAGCUGGAUCUUCAGAUCAGAAACGCAGACAUCAUCAAUGCGGUGGACACCAACGAGAUCGUAUCAAACCUGAUCUCGACCCAUCUGAUCCCGGACAUAAUGGGCAACCUGCGUUCGUAUGCGAGGCAGAGCUUUCGUUGCACCCUGUGCAGGGCCAGCUACAGGCGGCCUCCCCUGAUCAGAAGAUGUAACUGCGGCCACCAGCUCAUUCAGACGAUCACCCGCUCAUCGGUGGAAAAGUACCUCAAGCUGGCAAAGAGAUUGGUCGAAAAAUAUCACGUAAGCCGGUAUCAAAUGAACAGAAUUCUUGUGCUGUCUGACGAGAUUGACUUGGUGUUUGGAAAGAGCCGAGGGGAUCAGGCGCUGCUGACCGAUUAUGCGUAA
Geodia barretti is the source of this 3372-nucleotide messenger RNA. Lineage: Eukaryota; Metazoa; Porifera; Demospongiae; Tetractinellida; Geodiidae. The record is from the annotation of a GenBank genome assembly.